CCUCCACUGCCCACUGCAGCCAUGGCGGAGCAGCAAGGGUCAGCCAUGCCUGGGGAGCAGUCUGAGCUGCCUCCCAUCAUCGACAACAUGCGGUUCUACGAGAUUCUGGGAGUCGGGCUGCGGGCAAGCGAUUCCGAAAUCAAGAAACAGUUUCGUCGGAUGGCACUGCGAUAUCAUCCCGACAAGAACGCGGGCGGGACGGCCAUGUUCGAACUUGUUCACAAGGCGUACGACGUGCUGUCGAAUCCGCAGCUAAGGACGGUGUACAACAAGUACGGCGCCGGUGGCGUCGAGUUUCACCAACACAAGACCAUGCUCGAGGAGAUGAGGACGCCCGCGAUGCUGCCGAUGACGAGCGCCUUGCCCGCAAGGGCUACCCGCGGCCCAUCUGGCUCCGCCAUCCGGCCUUUUCGUUGCCUCUUGUCAUGUGCUACAUCGUGCCGUCGACGCUCUGCAUCGUAGUCCCCUUUCUCAUUGCAUCGGCGUUUAUUGGCACCGCCGUUGCCAAAGACUCGGCGUCGUACACUGCCGGCUUCAUCCCGGCGCUGCUACUUGUGCUCUUCUGGCUUGCCGUUGUUUUGUGCUACCUCUGCUACCGCGGCUCGGUGACCCGCCACAACAAGCGCGCCUAUCGGCUGCAGACCGAGGCCAAGAUUCGCAAGGCGGAACGCAGCGGCGGCGCCGACGGGGCCGCCAGCCCCGCCGCUGACGCCAACGCGGAGAGCGAGAGCGAGCAUGAGGAGCAGGAGGAGGCGGCCAAGACAAGUGAUUCGCGAACUCGCGCCCAGCGCGCGGCCAAGGCCCGGGCCAAGGCCGUCAAGGCCCAGGCCAAGGCUCGCGCCAAGGCCAAAGCCAAGGCCCGCGCCCGAACCAAGACACCGUACGAGGGGCCGUGGGAGGUGGCCCGCCUCUUCACUUGGAAGCGCUUUGCUCGCGGUGUCUGCCUCUUUGUGGCCCUGGUCCUCAUCGCCAUGGCCGCCGACGGCUCGCCCGACGCCAUCAAGCCGUGGAUGCCGUUUGCCGUCCUUGCCCUCGCCGAGCUCAUCAACGCUGUAGAGAACGCCACCGCGGCUGGCUACUCAAAGACCGAGCUCAAGUACAUCCGUGCACUGCAGAAGCUCCGUGACGGCAAAGCUGUUGGCGGCGCCAUGCCGUACCCGCGUAACCUUGGCCUCGGCUGCUUUGGCUACUACCUUUACCUCUGGUCGUCGUGGCUCUGGCGUGUCCUCGUUCUUGGCGGCGUGUUCAUCAAGCUCGGUGACGUUGUCGAUGGCGACUUUCUGCCGUGGGCCGCCCCGCUCGGCCUCGCCGUUGCUGGCCUUGUCUACGAGGUUGUACUCAAGGCACCGCUGCACCAUGUCAACCGCUACCGGCAGCGGACCCAGGCGCUUGUGAGACGGUUUGAGAAGGAGGCGAACCCGUACACCCGAAGCCGGACAAUGGCCCACUUUACGCGGGUGUACUACUCCAACGCAGUGGCGCGGCUCGUGCUCUCCGAGCUUGCGCUCAUUCCUGCGCUGCUCGGGCUCUGCGUCCUGGGAGCAUUUAUCGCCGCCGAGGGUGCGCCGGCACGGGCUGCUGUGGUCGGCGUUGUCAACGGCUACGUCAUGUGCAUUGUCGUCGGUAUGGGCAUCUCCAACAUCUAUCUCUACAUCAAGGCUACGCUGGCUUCCGAUGCCCAAGGCCGCGAGCGGCUGCAGCGCAUCGCGGCUGCCCGAGCCCAGGCCAAGCGCGACGCUCUCCGCAACAUCAAGACCGUCACCAUUCACGCGUCGACGCGCGCGGCCAUGGCCGCCGCCGCCGCCGCCGCGGAAGACGAGAACAGCGCAUCGCGCGAGACCUCGUCGCUCUACGACUCGCAGACGAGCGAGUACACCGGAGAGUCCGACUCGCGGGCCGCCAUCGCUUCCGGCGACGUUGUCAUCAUGAUGCCGCCUCCGCCUGUCUCGGACAUGUCGUCCGAGAGCGCGGCCUCCGCCGGUGACGGAGUGAUCAUCAUGAUGCCGCCGCCACUAGCCGAGCCCGAGCCCGAGGCUCCCGCCGCGCCUGCUGAUGGCGUCAUUGCUCUUGGCCCGCCUAUGGCCGACGCAUCGUCGUCGUACGAGUACUACGACGAGAAGGAGGCUGCGCCGCGCGCACCGGCCCGCGUCGCCACUCGGGACUUUGCGUCGUCGUCGUACUACAGCUACUACUCGGAGCGGGACGACAGCUCAGUCUCGCCAGCGCCGCAGCCGCAGCCGUUCCGCCGCGGCGUGACGCCGCCAGUCUCGUCGGAGACCUCAACCUCUGAGCUUGGUCGCGGGCCUCGGAACGCCGUCUCUUACUCGCGGUACUCGUACUCGACGUCGGAUGUGACUUCGGGCUCGUGCUUUGACGAGACGUACACGUACUCGAUGGCGUCGGACGAGGUUCCGAUUGUCCGCCAAGCCUCGGCGACUUCCGCGAGCGCGCUCUCGCGGUCAGCAUUUAUGCAAGCCUCGAUCGACUUUGUGUAGGCACCGCCCCGCGCUGCCCUGUGCUCUGCCGUACAGUCGCAUCGGGCUCAAAACCCGCCGCGUCCUUGA
Thecamonas trahens ATCC 50062 is the source of this 2564-nucleotide messenger RNA. RefSeq lists its product as uncharacterized. The transcript has 2 exons. The record is from RefSeq and is a predicted model, not a curated record. Bases 426 to 2495 code for a protein of 689 amino acids. NCBI's taxonomy places the organism in Eukaryota, Apusomonadida, Apusomonadidae.